This is a messenger RNA of Mizuhopecten yessoensis (Yesso scallop), 1765 nucleotides long. Its product is annotated as carcinoembryonic antigen-related cell adhesion molecule 5-like. Bases 1 to 1032 code for a protein of 343 amino acids. The transcript has 5 exons. The record is from RefSeq and is a predicted model, not a curated record. NCBI's taxonomy places the organism in Eukaryota, Metazoa, Mollusca, Bivalvia, Pectinida, Pectinidae.
AUGGCCUCCUCUGAUAAGGCUGGUGUAGAUGGUGAAGCUCCUACAACCUCGACAUCUGUAAAUUUCUCUGAUGGUGGUUCAGCCCCUGAUGCGUUAGGUGACAUUCCUACCUUAACUGUAAGUCAAACUGUUUCCGCUCUGACUUUGUCAAGCUCAAAUACACAAAGCUUGACCAUUACAGCUACAUGUGCAUAUCCAGCUGUCUCACUCGACGUGUACUUUGUGCCAACUAGAGGAGGUACUGCGGUGAGUUCCCCAUCAUCAACAGCAACAUGUACGAGUACUGGUAAUACAGGAUGUGCCGACACGGAUGCCAAUGGCUACAACUGUGUCAUUGUACCGAAACUUGAGACUUCUCUUUCAGCGGGUACAUACUACGUACAGUUUGUAGUCAAUCUCGCUGGGCAGUAUGAACCUAUAGGACUGACCUCCACCAUCACUGAUACUGUGAUAACAAUUGGAGGUGGUCCUGCAACUGUGCACUUGACCCCAUCGACUACAUCCUACACUCCUCAAGAGGGACAGACUCUCCCUACCGUCACGUGUUCGUCUGACUGUAACCCAGUCUGUACCUACAGCUGGACAAAGGAUGAGCAGUCCCACACAACAGGGUCAGAUAUCCAGCUCACCAACAUACAACGUGGUCAGACGGGCGUGUACAGGUGUACGGCCAGUAACAAAUACGGAAAUCAGACAUCUAGUGACGUCACUGUUACAGUAAACUAUGGACCAGGUAACAGCAUAUCAUUCCAGCCAAACAAAGAUGUGUUAGAAAGAGUUGAGAAUCAGACUGUGUCAGAUAUCGUCUGUUUUGCUGACUGUGAACCGCCAUGUACAUACAUCUGGUCGAACGCAGGCACAACUUACCCAAAUCCUCUAUCUCUGUCCACGGCCGUGAGGGGAAAUGCAGGACAAUACACAUGUUCAGCCAGUAACAGUGUCGGUCAGGGAACAAAGACCUGGAAUCUUAUCGUCAGGUGUAAGUAUUGUAGCAACGUUGGGCGGGCGUUUAAAUUGCACGUUCAUGGUUAAACAAACAUAAAUAAACUGAUGCAUUUGUCAUCUAUAUAAUUUUAUAACUUCUAAAGAUUCCCCUUUACCGCAAUUAACUAUUCGUGUUUUCAAAUGUACUGUCAUCCGCUGUAACACAAUUAGACACUGUAUGGCCUUGCCCAACUCACCUGCACGAGUCUCUCAAAACAAUUGAAUUAAGUUAAUACGCAUAAAUGGUAAACAAAGGAGUAUGUAACAUUAUGGGCAGUUGUCAAAAAAAAAAAAGAUAUCAAGGACCAGUACAGUUUAAAAAAAUGGUCUUGCACAUUUAAUACUCUCCCGUUACACAACGAAAGCCUUUUAAAAAUUAGGUGUGUUGAUAUAGAAUCGUACAUGUAAUUAAUUUGAUAACAAGGAAUUGUACUAAUCAAUCAAACUAAUAAGUGACGGUAUACAAUUGAUGAAUCCGCGAAUUCCUGAUCCCGACUGCCUCCUACAUAUCAUAGCACUGAAUAUAGAUUAAGUCAGGAACCAAAGCGUGACCCUGGCAGAUAAAUGUUAAUAUAUAUAUUGUUUUUAAUGUUAACGACGACACCAAUCAACGGCGGACCUGAUAAAAACAAAACAAAAACAAAAAACAUUGUUUGCCUAAAGUUGUAAAACUGAUAAAAGUCAAAAAUAAGAAUACUUCUACUAUAUUUUUUGUCGCAAAUAUUUGCUUUCCGUCAGUGAUUCUUAAGAAAUACCGUCAGUGUACGAAUAACAAAACGAA